Bactrocera oleae (olive fruit fly) is the source of this 2981-nucleotide messenger RNA. Lineage: Eukaryota; Metazoa; Arthropoda; Insecta; Diptera; Tephritidae. The record is from RefSeq and is a predicted model, not a curated record.
AGUAUUUUAUUCCUGUUCUUCCUUAUCUAUCAAUUCAAUAAAAUUACUUGUUUUGCAGAAACGGCUGUAUAGGAAUAACUUUUAGUUAGAAGUGUGUAAUCAAAAGCAAAUCGCACAAUAAAAUAAUUAUGGAAUCUGCGUCGCAAACAGUUUCUUCAGAACCAAAACUAACAGAAGACCAAGCAACUGCCGAUGUUGCUACAGAGUCUGUUGUAGAUAUGACUUUUACGAAGGAAUUGCGUAAAGCCACGAAAGACGUGCAUAAAAUUAGUGAUGUGCUUGUGAAUGCAAAGUUUGCUUUAGCGCUAUCGGACGAUGCUGUCUGGUUUGAUGGUUUAUUAGCGUUUUACGAAGUUUACAAAUUUUUGGAGGAAAAUCUUCCUGAAAACUUACUUCCUAAAGAACUUCAUCGAAAAUCAGCCUUUGAACAAGAUUUGGCGUAUUUCCUUGGCAAAAAUUGGAAAGAUAAUUACGAACCAAGAGAGAGUGUUAAGAAAUAUAUUCUUCAUUUAGAAGAAGUCAAUGCAAAAAACAAAUUACUGUUGUUUGCGUAUGCAUAUCAAAUGUAUAUGGCUUUAAUGUCCGGCGGUCAAUUGCUGCAAAAGAAACGAAUGAUUAAGAGAAAACUUUGGUUUGGUAAGCAAGCUGAAGAGGAAGAAGUGAAAUUAUCUAAUUUAAAUACGGGACUGGAUGAUUUUGAGAACCGUCCAAUGCCAAGCCAAGUUACCAUUUGCCCAGAGGGAUGUGCUGCAACUUAUUUUCCGGAGAAAAUUUCAGUUUUGAAGGAUAAGUUACGACAAGUACUCAAUGAUAAUUAUGGAAAUUUUAAUGAUGACCUCCGUGCCGAAUUUAUAGAAGAGAGCCGUAACGUCUUUAUUUACAACGGCGAUGUUGUUCGUUCUAUAAAGGGUGUUAACCGUGCAAAUCUACGAAAAUUGGCAAUGGUUUUAGUUUUUGUGAUGGGUAUAUAUUUUGCUUUAAAACUAGCAAAACGUUAAUACCUGGACUGGUGAAUAUAAAUAUAUGUAUGUAGUUUAAUGUUCCAAAACACAAUAUAACCAUAAAAAAUGACAGAUGUAAACUGUCUGUUAAAAAUUGAAAUUUUAGUUAUGUAACCCUACUUUAUCCAGAGAAUAUAUAUUAUAAACGUUCUCGACUUUAUUUUGAAUAACAAAGACUUGUUAAGCUUAUUUCUGUGUUAUUAUUUUAAAGAGGAUGUAUGGGUAUACAUAUGUAUAUGCUAGUGGUUUUUAAAUGAGGUAAAUAUGUCUAUUGUUAAAAUUUCGGAAGUCAUAUAAUAUAAAUAUUUAGUGUAUAUGUAAUAUCUUACUGCAUAUGGAUAUAACAUAUCAUAUGUAUAUGAAUAUAAUUUCAUUUCACUUACAUAUAUUCAUAUAACGGAAACUAAAUAGGUGGAUGCGUGACUACUCCGUCGUAUGUUCAAGGCUUAACUUCCGCAGAUAUACAAAUUUGUAUAUCAAAUUUGUAUGCAAUAUUUUUUGACUUAUUUGGCAAUUUCAAAGUUCACAAAAAUGUUUUUAAAAUAUAAUAUAUAAAUAUAAUUUAGAUCUAACUAAUACAUUUAUUUUCAUUAAUAUAAAUUUUUAUAUUAGUGUGUGUAACUUUGAAAAUUUCUCAAAUAUCUGGAAAAUAUCAAUCGUCUGGCAACCCUUUGUGGGUUAUAUUGACAUCAAGAUAACUAAUUAUCUUGACCAUAUUUUGACAGUGCAGUAUGAAACAAUUUAGUUCUCGGUGAAGAAUAUAAUAAUUUUUAGUAAACAUAGUUUUUAUAAAAAUAUUAUUGUGGUGAACGCAUAGAGAAAUAUAAGCGAAGUAAGUGGCCGUAAUAAAAAAUGUAAACACAACGAAUAUAUCAUUUAUUUCCUGAAGCUCUGUCCCAUUUGGCUUAACAUAAGUUUCAAAUAUUACUAUUAUUGUUAUUAGAAUUUAAUAUAAAUUUUAAUUUUAUAAUAUAGGCUGCCUAUACUUAGCGCAUUUUUUUAAAACCAAAACUACGAACGAAGUUAUACACCUUUCAACUGAUUACUUCACUGAAAACUACUUGGACACAAAAUUUUAAAACAACCACAUAUUUGGAACAAAGCAUCUUCUUAAUUUUGUCACAGAACUGUUUUACCUUUAUAUUUUACUCUAUGCACUCCUGUCAAUGAAAAUUCCUGUAAACUGCCUAUCCACAAACAUUAAAAACACUAGACCAGCUUUCCCCUCAAUACUGGACUGGUUUCUGGUAAUUCCAUAUUGUCUUACCUCAUAUCCGAUACAUUGGUAACAAAAAUCAAAACAUACAAUGUCGGAUAUUUUUACAAAUUUCGAUAGCAACGGCGCUUACGACGACUCGCAGGACUUCAUUAUGGCAUCGCCCUCUCAAAGUAGUCCUUUGACAAGUUCUAAUUCUGUUGGAAUUACUUCUACCAAUAAUGCGGCAAGUGGUGGCAGCGGCAGUACACAAAAUGCGAAUUCUGGAAAUUCAGGUACCAAUGGAACAGCUGGUGGCAGUGGGAGUGGGGGAGGAAAAACAAGUGGAGGAACGGAAAAUCAACCCAUUUUAACAAAACCACGAUUACUUGAACUAGUGCGUGAAGUUGAUGUCACCGCACAGCUUGAUGAAGAUGUUGAAGAACUCUUGUUACAAAUUGCAGAUGAUUUUGUGGAGGACGCUGUAAAGGCGACUUGUUCGUUUGCGAAACACAGAAAGGUUUCAAAAGUGGAAGUGCGCGAUGUUCAACUACAUUUAGAGCGCAAAUGGAAUAUGUGGAUACCUGGAUUUGGUACAGAUGAGUUGCGGCCCUAUAAACGUGCAGCUAUUACAGAGGCACAUAAACAACGAUUAGCGCUUAUACGUAAAACAAUUAAAAAGUAUUAAAAUAUGUGUUGAACUUUUCAAUCUUUAUUUAAAUACAUAAAAUAGUUUUUAAGUUUUUUACGAAAAUACAUUUCGCAUUUGGUUCAUACUACCUUAA